Solanum stenotomum is the source of this 1153-nucleotide messenger RNA. RefSeq lists its product as uncharacterized. The transcript has 4 exons. The record is from RefSeq and is a predicted model, not a curated record. Lineage: Eukaryota; Viridiplantae; Streptophyta; Magnoliopsida; Solanales; Solanaceae. Bases 460 to 966 code for a protein of 168 amino acids.
GGAUUGUGAUUAGCACUAAAACACAUCCAUUGUUAGUGUUUGAAUGAUGAUCAAACACUACCUUUGCUAUUUUAAAAAGCAGAGACUUGUUCUUCACUACCUAAUUCCUCCUAUUUUCUCUCUUCUACAAAUGUUGCAUUAUGUUUAACCAACUCCAUAUAUUUCGUCUCUCUUUUUUGGGAUCUGAGUUACUUUUACUUUUCCUAAUCCACUAAAGCUAAUCACUAUUUGUGUUUUUUUCUCUCUCUCUGUAUUUUGGAUUUCAAGAAAGAGUUUGAAUAGUACUCACUACAAUCAUUUGUGUGCUUGCUUAUACAUUCUUUUCGUUUGGUGGGUUGCAAGGCAUUAGGAUAUAGACCCAUUUUGUGAAGUGGGUUUUUGUUCAGACUUGCUCAAAUGAUUGAGUUUGAGUUUCUGAUUAUUAGAAAGUUUUGAUCUUUUUGACACAGGGGCAAUUUUAUGGCUUAUCCAUUAGACCAUAGGUCCUCUAGUCGUGGGACUGUGAGAUUUGUUUUGGUUCUGGUGGGUUUGUUUUUGGUUAUUUACAUGGUGACAACACCAACAUUGCGGCACUCUAAGGCUUUGUCUUCAUGUCCUCCAUGUUUCUGUGAUUGUGAGGAGGAUCCCAUGUUCUCGCCUAUAGACAUCUUAAACAGCUCAUUGGCAGACUGUGGUAAAAAUGAUCCUCAGUUGAAUGAAGAGAUGAAAAAGGACAUUGCUACUUUACUAGCAGAGGAGAUUAACUUGCAAAAAAAUGUUACUGAUGACGUCUUGAAUCGCACCAAGGCUCUAAUUAUGAGUGCCAAAAGAGCAUCUUCACACUACCAAAAAGAAUCAGAGAAGUGCAACAUAGGGAUAGAUACAUGUGAGGGAGGGAGGGAAAAGGCUGAAGCUGCAUUGAUAGAAGAGCGCAAGCUCUCUGCACUGUGGGAGACUCGAGCCAUUGAGUUUGGCUGGAAGGACUAGUGAAGACUUUAUUCCAGGAAAAUUAAUUAAACCAUUUUGGUCUCUGUUAGAAUUAGAAUAGAUAUGCCUCUUUCCUUGUACACCCAUUUUGUGAAUAUGGUUUUCCCUUUUCGUCUGUCUUGGUUUUCAUUUCUUAUACUUCAGAUUGUGUUGAUUUCAGUUAAUAAUUUAAUUGACGUUUUUCCAA